AUGGACGCCGAUUCGAAAGAGGAUAUCAGAGCGGCGGAAUGGAUGGCCCAGAAUACGAAAGCCGAGAGGGGCCCGAUCGAAUGGAAUAAUGGGUCCAGCUGUCGAUACCUACGUGUCGUUGACCUCAUCCUUGAGGUCCUUAAGCUCGAUGGAAUUCCAAUCGACCCAGAUAGUCCUUGUGGAUUUGCAUCUUUGCGAAGGCGAACACGUAAAGCGCAAUUUAGCUUACGUAGAUGGUCUUCGAGCUUAAGAUACACCGUAAAUUUCAGCCUCUUAAUUUAA
Molecule: messenger RNA, 282 nt
Organism: Heterotrigona itama
Lineage: Eukaryota; Metazoa; Arthropoda; Insecta; Hymenoptera; Apidae
Source: the annotation of a GenBank genome assembly